ACGUUUAGCCAGUCACACAGGAUCCUCUCGAUGGGCCAACACGCAACAUUUAUCUUUUUAUUACACUUUAAUAAAAAUGAAACAGUUGCGUAAAGAUAUCGAUAAAGAUGGCCGUGGCAAGAUGGUGCUGGUACCUGACGAGGAGGAGGACAUGUGGCACGCCUACAACAUCAUCAACGAAGGCGACUGCCUGCGCACCACCACCACUCGCAAGGUCCAGCAGGAGUCUGCCACCGGCUCAUCAACCUCCUCACGUGUUCGCACCACCAUAACCAUCCAGGUGUUGGACAUCCACUACGACACUUCUGCGUGCUUGCUCAGGGUCAAGGGCCGCAAUGUGGAGGAAAACCAGUACAUCAAGAUGGGCGCCUACCACACGGUGGACCUGGAAGCCAACCAGAAGUUCACGCUCUUCAAGGAACACUGGGACUCGGUGACCCUGGAGCGCGUUGACAAUGCUUGCGACCCAGCCAGGAAUGCAGAUUUGGCCGUAGUGAUGCAAGAGGGUCUGGCAUACGUGUGUCUCAUCACCUCGGCCAUGACAAUUGAACGGGCCAAGAUUGACGUGAACAUCCCCAAAAAAGGGAAGGGGGACGACACCCAGAGAAAAAAGGCAAUCUCAAAGUUCUUCGAUCAGGUGAUGGCAGCUAUCAUGCGUCACGCGAACUUUGACCUCAUGAAGGUUGUCCUCAUCGCUUCCCCGGGCUUUGUCAAGGACCAGUUCUUUGAACACAUGAUGAAGAAUGCAGCGCAGACAGACAACAAAGUUCUCCUGGAAAACAAAGGCAAAUUUGUUCUUGUUCAUUCCUCAAGUGGCUUCAAACACUCCCUCAGAGAGGUGCUAGAAGACCCCUCCUUGAUAGCAAGACUAGCAGACACGAAAGCUGCUGGGGAGACGAAAGCCUUACAACAGUUCAUGACCCUUUUCGGAACCAACCCAGACCGCGCUUACUACGGAAUCAAGCAUGUGGAGAAGGCCAACAAUGCACAGGCGAUUGAGACCUUGCUUGUGUCGGAUACGCUUUUCAGGUCAAAAGACUUGGAUGAGAGGCGCAGGUACAUCCGGCUGGUGGAUGACGUCAAAGACAACGGAGGCGACGUCAAAAUUUUCUCCAGCUUACAUGUGUCAGGGGAACAACUAGACCAGAUGAGCGGUGUGGCUGCCAUCCUCCGUUUCCCAAUGCCCGAAAUCGAGGAAGAGGACCAAGCGGAAGAGUCAGACGAGGAGUGAGGUGGAUUGCGGCACAAGGAAAUAUAUUUUUUUCCCCUCCAACGUUUUUUUUUUUUUUUUUUUUUCUUAAUUUCGAUACGAUAAAAGAUAAUCAAAUGGAUAAUAAACGGAAAUAGAUUUCUUCUCACUCUGUUUCUUUUUUCUCUUUUCUUUUUUUUUUCUUUUUUUUAUUAUUUUUUUUUUUACAAAUUCUUAUAUUCUUAUACGUUUUUACUUUGUUCUUUAUUGUUUUCUUCCUUUAUUUUCUCUUAAAUGUAUCAAUAAUUUUUCUCAGUACAGCGAGUUACAUUUUUUUAUUUGUGUGUUUUUUUUUGUUUUUUGUCUAAAUGACGUUUACUUCUGUUACAAGCUCUAAUGUGUAUUUACCAAAUUAUAGCAUCCACUCUUGAUCUUUAAAUGCUUGAAUUAUAGUUAAAAAGAGAACAGUAAACCAAAGUAUUAGUUUGCACUUCGCCACUUUAAAAAGUCCAUAAAAUCACAUAGUUUUCGACACUUAACUUUUUUCCUUUUUUUUUUUUUUCUUAUUAAUCGCACCAUUGUGAUAGUCUCUAGUUGAAGAUGAGUGGGUUGUGAUCUUGUUAUCAUUUCUUGCUUAUGUCCGGUGAAAGGCAUUGAUGUUUGAUCCGUUGUGAUAGCUCCGCGUUUGUCCUUGUGGAAGUCGGAAUUCCUUUCCCACCCACCCAACCCCCAUGUGGUAGGAAUUCAUGACUCAUUUCUACAUGUUGAGACUGAAUGCGAGGCUAAGCUAUGAGACUGAGGCAUGUGCGAGUGUGCGUGCAUCUUGCGGAUGAGUAAAAGGACCCUCCUUCACUCGGUGUUGAUGUUGCAAUUGCUUCAAAGGCUAAACGAUGAAUUAAUAAUGCCUUAACGUCAUCUGUAAACUACUCAGAUAUGAUCACAUACAAAUAUGAUCAUGUAUCAAUAGUUCAGUUGUGAAAGGGUAAAUAUUUUAAGAUAGUACAUAGGAUCUGUUCUUUCUACAUUUAUGAUCCUGUUAUGUACUUUCCAUUUAUUGUUAUGCAAAAAAAAAAAAAAAAUGUAUGUUUGUACCUUUGUUGAGGUAUGUAUAUGUUGGUGGUUUUAACACAUUGUGGCAAUGGAUAUUUACUUCAUAAAUAUACAAGGCAAUCAGGAUUAGUUGCAAUGUUUUAUUUUUCUUUUCUUUUUUUUUUUACAAUUUGUAAAUUGAUGUCUGUGACCCUUUUAUUUCAUAAAUACCAAAUGAUCUUCAAUUUGUUGGAAGAUAAUAUUACUAUUAUUAUAUUUAUAUUAAAGAAGGACUUUGUAAGAAGGAAUAAACAUUUAGUCAAUAACUAAUCGUCAUAUUACCCCUGAUACUGGGAAUGCAUCUUUCUGACUGUUCUGUAUCAGAAUAGCAAAUAGUUAUUCUAGACAGUUUGAUGAAUCUAACUGUAGUUGACACAUUGAAGCUUAAAUAGAUAGCAAAAAAAUAAAA
Penaeus indicus is the source of this 2687-nucleotide messenger RNA. It is a transcript of the gene pelo, whose product is annotated as protein pelota-like. Gene Ontology annotation, biological process: nuclear-transcribed mRNA catabolic process, no-go decay; RNA surveillance; nonfunctional rRNA decay. The record is from RefSeq and is a predicted model, not a curated record. Gene Ontology annotation, cellular component: cytoplasm. The transcript has 9 exons. The coding region runs from base 77 to 1231 and encodes 384 amino acids. NCBI's taxonomy places the organism in Eukaryota, Metazoa, Arthropoda, Malacostraca, Decapoda, Penaeidae.